Messenger RNA from Leguminivora glycinivorella, 1257 nucleotides. Its product is annotated as aminoacylase-1-like. Gene Ontology annotation, cellular component: cytoplasm. NCBI's taxonomy places the organism in Eukaryota, Metazoa, Arthropoda, Insecta, Lepidoptera, Tortricidae. The record is from RefSeq and is a predicted model, not a curated record. Gene Ontology annotation, biological process: amino acid metabolic process. Gene Ontology annotation, molecular function: aminoacylase activity.
ACAGCUUCAUAAUUUAGUAAAACAAUUAGGCAGGCUUCGAAAUGUCUACUGUAGAAAUAGAUUAUAGUAAGCAUGCAGCAGUAAUUAAUUUGCAAAAUUAUUUGAGAGUGAAGUGCGUACAUCCAGACGUUAAUUAUGAUGACACAAUCAACUUUCUUACGGCCCAAGCGACGGCCAUGGGCUUGCCUCAAAAGCAUGUUUUAUCACCAAACAACCCAGUGCUGCUGAUCACCUGGGAAGGUCUGCAGCCAGAGUUACCGUCUAUACUGCUCAACUCGCAUAUGGAUACCGUACCAGUGGAGGGAACUUGGAAACACGCUCCAUUCGCAGCAGAGAUAGAAGAUGGCAAUAUCUACGGACGCGGCACACAGGACAUGAAAUCCGCCUCCAUCCAACACCUGGAGGCAGUGAGGGCGCUCAUUGCCAAGGGGAAGCGUCUCAAGAGAACGGUUCAUCUCUCAUUCGUGCCAGAUGAAGAAAAAGGUGGCGAACGAGGUAUGCGAGAGUUUGUGAAGACCGAAGCCUUCCGGAGCCUUAACGUGGGGUUCGCACUAGACGAGGGACUGGCCAACGCUGGCGAAGAGUACCUGGUCUUCAGCGGGGAGAAGACCAAGUGGCAAAUGAAAAUAGUGUGCACUGGAAAAGCGGGGCAUGGGUCUAUGUUCCUUCCAGACAACAGCGGCGAAAAGGUGCGGCACAUUAUCAACAGAUUUAUGGAGCUACGGGACAAAUACCGCCAGCAACUGGUUGACGACGCAAGCCUUACCAUCGGUGACGUUACCACCAUCAACCUCACCAAACUAGAAGGAGGAGUUCUUACUAACAUUGUGCCAGAGAAGUUCACAGCCACCUUCGAUAUCCGGCUAGCCACAACGGUCAACCACGAAUUAUUUGAAAACAUGAUAAACAGGUGGUGCAAAGAAGCUGGUAGCGGAGUAACCAUCGAAUUCGAGUCCAAAGACCCGUACACACCACCCACCAGAAUGGACAACAGUAACGCCUACUGGGUCGCCAUGAAAGGAUCCAUUGAGAACAUGGGAAUUUCGAUAACACAGCGCACAUUGCCCGCCACGUCUGACGCGCGGUUCCUGCGCUCACAUUGCCCGGUGCUCAAUUUUACGCCCAUGAGGCGGGUGCCACCGAUGCCUCAUCAGACUGAUGAGCGACUACCGCUACAGGUGUUUGUGGAGGGGAUACAAGUAUAUGAGAAUAUCUUACAAGCUGUUGGUAACGUUCAAUAAACGUAUUUCAUCCAAA